This is a messenger RNA of Sphaerodactylus townsendi, 2242 nucleotides long. RefSeq names its product putative P2Y purinoceptor 10. The transcript is spliced from 2 exons. Gene Ontology annotation, biological process: positive regulation of Rho protein signal transduction; phospholipase C-activating G protein-coupled receptor signaling pathway. Gene Ontology annotation, molecular function: G protein-coupled receptor activity. Gene Ontology annotation, cellular component: membrane. Lineage: Eukaryota; Metazoa; Chordata; Lepidosauria; Squamata; Sphaerodactylidae. The record is from RefSeq and is a predicted model, not a curated record.
UUCCUUUUGUGCCGUCACCCAUCCCGUCUCCAGCUCUAGCUGCGUUUCAGAAGAGUUCCCUGAAACAGUUCGAAAAUCUGUAUCGCCUUCAAGAGAUUGUCAGGAAAGCUCUGCAGCCAGACAAAGGGCCAAAUUCGACAAUCGGAAGAUGCUUCUUUCGUUUUUAGUUGCUCUUAUGCCUUCCUGUGGCUGUCGCCUCUUCAAAGGAUGGAAAUUGGGGCGAGGAUUCUUCCAGCCAGCCUGAUCUGCCUUCUGAACGAGCCCCUCCCCAGUCAAAAUGCACAACAAUAGUUCAUCGCACAACUGCACGAAUCCCCCGACAGAUUUCCACAGCUCCCUUUACGCGGCCACCUACUCCAUCCUCUUUGUUCCGGGGCUCCUCGCCAACAGCCUGGCCCUCUGGGUGUUGUAGCCAGCAAAUCAAGAAGAAAGCAAAGCCGCCAUUUUCAUGAUCAAUCAACUUACGCUGACUGCCCACUUCUGGCACCACGCCUUCUCUUUGCCCUUUGCUAUGGCCUACUACCUCAACCACCGGUGGCCUUUCGGGACCUUCCUCUGCCAGGUGUGCUUCUACCUCAAGUACCUCAACAUGUACGCGAGCAUCUUCUUCCUUACCUGUAUCAGCAUCCAGCGGUACCUCUUUCUGCUUCACCCUUUCAAAGCCCGGGAUUGGAAACGCAGGUACGACAUCGCCAUCAGUGCUGCAGGGUGGGUAGGGGUGGGGGCUGCUUGUUUGCCCCUCCCGAUCCUCAGGAGUUCUGACUCCUCCAGUGACACCAGCACCUGCUUUGCUGACCUCGGGAUGAAGCAGGUCAGAGCCACGGUCGCCUUGGUGGUAGUUGCCGAAUUUGCCGGGUUUGUGGUCCCCCUGACGCUGAUCCUUUACUGCACGUGGAAAAUGAGGCAAUCCUUGCAGGAGUUUCGCACCCCUCUGCAACCCACCAGCGAGAAGCAGAAAGCGUUACACAUGAUCUUGGCGUGCGCAGCGGUGUUCUUCAUAUGCUUCACGCCCUACCACGUGAAUUUCCCCAUAUUCAUGAUGGUGAAACGGGAAGCCAUCCUGGACUGCGCCGUGCGGCAUAGAGCGCUGUACUUCCACCCCAUUUCUUUGUGCCUGGCAAGCCUCAACUGCUGCCUGGACCCGAUUCUCUACUACUUCACCACAUCAGAGUUCCAGGAAAGGCUGCUCUGCUGUAGCAGCGCUGCCAUCUGGAACCGUCUGACCAACCAUGACAGCAACGGCGCGGCAUCGUCAGCUGGGGAGAGGAGCGAAGAAGGUCCCAAAAGUAAAAGCAUUUUAAUGGCCUAUUUUUGGACUCGGCAGCCGCACCGGUUUGAAAGAGACAGCAUGGAGUCCCCACUGUCCUGUUAACCAAGGGCUGGCUCACAUGAGUGAACUUUGCUUCUUCUCACAUUGUUUACUCCACAGAUAAUCAUUCUUAGCUCGUUGGCUGAACAUUGGAAAAUGCAGCAAUGUGGACAUUUCCUAUCUGUGGUGGCUCACCCAGCUAAUCGUUUAACACCCAGGUGUCAAACUCGCGGCCCUCCAGAUGUUAUGGACUACAGUUCCCAUCAUCCCCUGCCAGCAUCAUAGCGAGUGGGAACUGUAGUCCACAACAUCUGGAGGGUCGCGAGUUUGCCACUAGUGAACCAGCGAGAGAUGCACAAAGACAUGUGAGCCAUUUCUAAGGAUACGUUCAGAAGUCAGUGUAUAUGUUUCACCCUAAGUGGUUGAUUACUUGGGCUCUGCUCAGCUGUUUGUUUGCCAAACAAAUAUUUUCCAGAAUAGGUACUUUCAUAGUCCUUUAACAACUGUGUUGUACUGCUGUGUUCUGCCACCAGAUGUUGCUGUUGCAUUAUUCUCUUCCUUUAUGUACAUUAAGACUUCAGCAUUAAGCCUCAUAAACCCUUGGGAAAGCAGACAGCUCUAAUGGCAGAACUUGGGAUUACACAAUGCUAGUCCUCACACAACAGAGGGCCAUCUGUAGCCCAAAGGCCCUUUCCGCACAUGCAGAAUAAUGCACUUUCAAUCCACUUUCAAUGCACUUUGCAGCUGUAUUUUACUGUGCGGAAGAGCAAAAUCUACUAGCAAACAAUUGUGAAAGUGGAUUGAAAGUGCAUUAUUCUGUAUUUGCGGGAGGGGCCAAAGAGAAUUACAACAACACAAGCCUUUAUUGGCAUAUAAAACAGGACAAAUUUUUAAACCAAAACAAGGUUAAGAAAUACAGUUAAAAUUACUACU